UGGGCUGUUACGUCGGGUCAUGUGACUUCACAGAAAAAGCAGCGAUGGAAAUAAGCUAAGGAAGGGAUCUGCCCUGGCAGUGGCUUCCUCUCUACCCAGAGUGCUUGUGGAAUGGCAGCAGUUUGGCAGCAGGUUUUGGCAGUGGACGCAAGGUACAAUGCUUACCGCACGCCUACCUUCCCACAGUUCCGAACUCAGUACAUCCGCCGACGCAGCCAGCUGCUCAGAGAGAACGCAAAGUGUGGCUUUGAGCCGGGACUGCGCAGGCAGUACCUGAGGCUGCGCAGUCAGCUGCUGGCCCUGCGCUACGGGCCCCUGUCUGAGCAGAGCAGCUUUAGGGCCAGCAGUGUGCGCAGCUCCCGCACCACACUGGACCGCAUGGAGGACUUUGAGGAGGACCCCCGUGCCCAAGGGGCUCGUGGUCACCGCCGGUCCGUCAGCAGAGGCUCCUACCAGCUACAGGCCCAGAUGAACAGAGCUGUCUAUGAUGAGAGGCCUCCGGGCAGCUUGGUGCCCACCUCAGUGGCAGAGGCCAGCCGUGCCAUGGCAGGGGACACAACUUUGAGUGAAAAUUAUGCAUUUGCUGGCAUGCAUCAUAUAUUCGACCAACACGUGGAUUCAGCUGUUCCACGUUUGCAGUUUGCCAAUGACGACAAGCACCUCCUUGCUUGCUGCUCACUGGAUGGCUCCUUGUCCAUUAUGACGCUGUCCCCGCCUCCUCCCAGUGUGAAGGUGACUCUGAAAGGUCAUGGAGGUCCCGUCACAGACUUUGCAUGGUCCCUCAGUAAUGACAUCAUCGUGUCGACAUCCCUUGAUGGGACUCUGCGUAUCUGGAACACGGAAGAUGGGCGCUGCAUCAGAGAGGUCAGAGAUCCAGAGUCUAGCGAGUUGCUCUGCUGCACCUUCCAGCCCAUGAAUAAUAAUCUUACUGUGGUGGGAAAUAGCAAGCACCACCUGCAGGUGGUGAACAUCUCCACUGGGAAGAAGGUGAAGGGGGGCUCCAGUAAGCUGACAGGUCGCGUGCUGUCUCUUUCCUUUGAUGCUCCGGGGAAGAUCCUGUGGGCUGGUGACGACAGGGGGAGCAUCUUCUCCUUCCUCUUUGACAUGGCCACAGGGAAGCUGACCAAAGCCAAGCGUCUGGUGGUGAGUGAGGGCAGCUCCAUCUGCAGCAUAUCUGCUCGGUCCUGGAUUAGCCGAGAGGCCAGAGACCCCUCCCUGCUGGUCAACGCCUGUGUCAAUAAGCUGCUACUGUACAGGGUCGUGGACAAUGAAGGAACACUCCAACUGAAGAGAAGCUUCCCCAUUCAACACGGUUCUCAGCUUGUUCAUAGUAUCUUCUGCCCCUUAAUGUCAUUCAGACAGGGGGCCUGUGUUGUGACUGGCAGUGAGGAUGGCUGUGUCUACUUCUUCGACGUGGAACGCAACACUAAAGCGAUAGUGAAUAAGUUGCAGGGUCACGGGGGACCUGUGCUCGAUGUCAGCUUCAACUGUGACGAGAGUUUACUGGCAUCCGCAGAUUCCACCGGCAUGGUCAUCAUUUGGAGGCGGGAGCAAAAGUGACUGAUCUACCAAUAACAAGCUUCCAUCCACUGCGUACAAAAGGCCCGCUGUUAGUUAACCGUCCAAUAACAAGUCUGUAGAUUUUCACUGGAAUGUAACAGGCUGCAUUAAAUGUGUAAUGUAAUGAUACUUAAGUGCAAUCAGAUAGAACACCAUGUUGUGUACGUGGUAGGGAUGUCUUAUAAAUUCAGAGGGUGGGGGCGGUAUGUGAGUGUCUGUGUGUGUGAGUGUGUGUGUGUGUGUGUGUGUGUGUGUGUGUGUGUGGUGUGUGUGUGUGUGUGUGUGUGUGUGUGUCUGUCUGUUCGUGUCUGUUCUCCUACAAGUGAGAAAUUGCUUUUCACUGCAGAAAAAGCGAGCACUACUCCCAUGCAUGUGGGGAUUUGACUGAGGUGAUGUAGAGUGAUCUUCCUGAGGAACCAGGUCUAACACUUUGUAUCACACUGACAGUCCCUUUGACAUAGAUCUAGUUCACUAUUUAUGUAACUGUUAUUCAAGCAGUGUAAUCAAGUGUAGUAAACUGCCUUAUUUGCUUUCAGUCCUGCAGUUGCCUGUUUGCAUUUGAAACCUUUUGCAUGACGAACUUCCAGUCAGUCAGUGGGCAUACCAAUCAGUCAUAAAAGAUAAACAAGUGUGUUUUGUGUUUCUACUUCGUCUGUGUGUGUGCGUGUUCUGUUUAUGGUGGUUGCAGAGUCAUAAUUGAUUUCACACACAUACAGAAUAAACGGCUCUUAACUGUG
Molecule: messenger RNA, 2297 nt
Organism: Sphaeramia orbicularis (orbiculate cardinalfish)
Lineage: Eukaryota; Metazoa; Chordata; Actinopteri; Kurtiformes; Apogonidae
Gene: wdr13
Product: WD repeat domain 13
Exons: 10
Coding region: 112-1560 (482 amino acids)
Cellular component (GO): nucleus
Molecular function (GO): promoter-specific chromatin binding; protein binding
Source: RefSeq, a predicted model, not a curated record